Molecule: messenger RNA, 2472 nt
Organism: Hirundo rustica (Barn swallow)
Lineage: Eukaryota; Metazoa; Chordata; Aves; Passeriformes; Hirundinidae
Gene: IL12RB2
Product: interleukin 12 receptor subunit beta 2
Biological process (GO): cytokine-mediated signaling pathway
Cellular component (GO): membrane; signaling receptor complex; external side of plasma membrane
Molecular function (GO): cytokine binding; cytokine receptor activity
Source: RefSeq, a predicted model, not a curated record
AUGCCGCCGGCGUGGAUCCUGCCCGCAGCAGCGUGGUUGGUGCUGCACCUCACGGCAGAUCCGGGCGGGAGAGGGGCCGCGAGCGCCGGCGGGGCGGCGGGGGUCUGCGCCCGGGGGAACGUGACGGCCAGCACGGCCCGCGCCGUCCAUCCCGGCACCGCCGCCACGCUCCGCUGCCAGCUGCGAGCCGCCGGCCCCGCGUGCUGGGCAGCCAUCUUCCUCAACGGCUCCCAGCAGGCCAAAAAGAAGGGAAGCUCCGUGAGCAAAUCCUUCCUGCUCACUUCCUACGGCAGACACACCUUCACCUGCAAAAGCAUCUGCGGGGACAAGAGAAAACUCGUCUGUGGGAUCGACAUCCAGUGUGGAAGUCCUCCAGACGAGCCCAGGAACGUGUCCUGCAUCCAGGACGGGACGUGGGGACACCCCACCUGCACCUGGGACAAAGGAAGGAUCACCUACCUGCACACUGCCUAUGGAAUAGAGCUCUCCAACGGCACCGAUGCCUUUUGCUUCCCAGAAGCAACUCCCGGUCAGCUCUCGGGCUCCGGGGCUCUGGGCAAGCUGGAUUUUGACUCCAAUUACACCGUGGUGGUUUUUGCCUCCAAUAAAUUGGGAAAUUCCUCCUCCCAGCCGCUCACCUUCACGUUGAUCGACAUAGUGAAGCCGCCUCCUCCCAGAUUUCUGGUGGAAUUCAACGAUUCCUCUGCCACCAGCUGCACCCUUUCCUGGCACGACGAAGCGCGGGCACGGCACUGCAGGCUGAGAUAUCGGCCCCUCAGCCAGCCUGGAGCCUGGAGCACGGUGGAAAGCUUCAGCAGGGAGAGAUUCCAUCUGCAGGGGCUGGAGCCCGACACAGCCUACGAGUUCCAGGCGAGCUGCAGGAUCCUGCCGGGGCGCGGGCUGUGGAGUGACUGGAGCAGGAACUGGAGCCGCACCCCAGCAGCAGUGCCAAGUGGGAUCCUGGAUGUCUGGUACCGGCAGCAGGACCUGGACCCUGGCCACCAGAACCUCUCCCUUUUUUGGAAGGCUCUGAGCAAGUCCGAGGCAGGAGGGAGAAUCCUGGGAUACACCGUGACCUUGGAAGCCCUGGACGGCGGGGAGGCGCCGGCACAAUCCCACCGGAGCAGCCAGACCAGCUUCUCCAGGGUCACCCGCAGGGUGGGCCACAGGGUGACGGUCACCGCCCGCAACCCCCGGGGCAGCUCCCGCCCUGCAGCCAUCCUGACCGGCCUGGGCAGCGCCGAGCUGCCCCCUCCUCAGCGAGUCUCUGCCGCGGGCCUGGGGAACAGCAGCAUCCUGGUGAGCUGGAGCCCCCCCGUGGGACCCGCCGUGCCCGUCGGGGGGUACGUGGUGGAGUGGGCAGAGCCCCGGGGGGAGCCCCCGCUGCAGCCCCGGCACUCCUGGGUGAAGCUGCCCCCGUCCCACCUGUCCACGGUGAUCACAGAGCACAUCAGAGAUAACGUCUGCUACCAGAUCCACGUGUCUGCGCUUUAUCAGGACAGGGCUGGGCAGGGAGCAGCGGUCAGGGGAAACUCCACGGCACAAGCCCCGUCAGCAGGGCCCCAGAUGUUCGCAACCCCCUGGGCCAGCGGCGUCCUGGUUUCCUGGGAGGAGAUCCCGGCUCCCCAGCAGCGGGGCUGCAUCACCGGGUACCACAUCUACCUGCACAGGAGGGACAGGGGGCCAGCCCGAGGUCCACGAGCCCCACCCCAGCUGAAGGCAGUAAAAUCCCGGGCCGGGCUCUCCGUUUCCAUGGCUGUUUUCCCUCCAGCCGUUCCCGCCGGGAUCGCUCCUCUGUCCCUGCACAUCCCUGACCUGGAGCCCGGGGAGCACCACGAGCUCUGGAUGACAGCGGCGACAGCGGCCGGGGAGGGGCCCCGGGGCAACAGCGACAGCGUCUGCCUGGAGGGUGCUGGGGGCUGGCUGACCCUGGUGCUCGUCUGCAGCUUCCUCAUCCUCUCAGCCUUCGUUUGCUCCGUGCCCCCAGCCAGGAGAGCGUUCCGGCGGCUCCUGUCCCUCCUCCUGCCGCAGUGGCAGAGCAAAGCCAUCCCCGACCCCGCCAACGCCGCCUGGGCCAAGAGCUUAUCGGCUACCAAGGCGGAGCUGGGCGCUCCCUCCAGCCCCUUCCCACCCGGCGCCUUGGAAGAGCCCGAAACGAGCCCGGUGGAGGAAAGCUGGGAGCAUCCCGAGCCGCCCACCCCCGCGGAGAAGCUGCUGCAGGGCAGCGGGGACCGAGGGGACUGGGCACAGGAGGAGCAGCAGCUCCCGGAGCUCUACCGGAGGCUGGUGGUGGAGCCCCCGGAGCCCGAGUACAUCUCCAACCCCGGCACCUCGGCCCCGGCCGCUGCCCCCGAGCCCGAGCCCGGCCCCGAAUCCCUCUUCCCGAGCGCGUUCCUCGCUCCCGCGCCCGGCUGCGGAGGGAAUCUGACCCUGGACAGGGUGAAACUCAGCUGCGGCUCCUUCCCCAGGUAG